CGCGGCGCUUCGCUUCUGCUGUCGUUUGCAGUUCAGUGGUUCACCUGUCUGACAGAUUCCUUUUCCGGUUCCUCUUUUGUGAAACGCAGCCGAAAUGAAAGCUAAAGGAGUGCUGAAAGAAUAUCAGGUGAUCGGGCGCAAGUUGCCCUCGGAGAAGGAUCCGAAUCCUCCUCUAUUCAAGAUGCAUAUUUUUGCUCCGGACCAGAUCGUGGCCAAGUCUCGGUUCUGGUAUUUCCUGCGGCAGCUGCGUAAGUUCAAGAAGGCCACCGGCGAGAUCGUUUCGGUGAAACGCAUUCUGGAGAAGACGCCGCUGCGGGUAAAGAACUUCGGCAUCUGGCUGCGGUAUGAUUCCCGAUCUGGAACCCACAAUAUGUACCGCGAGUACCGUGAUCUGACCGUAGGUGGCGCCGUGACCCAGUGCUACAGCGACAUGGCUUCCCGCCAUCGUGCCCGAGCCCAUUCAAUUCAGAUCAUCAAGGUCGAAUCGGUGGAGGCCAGCAAGACGCGCCGUGCUCACAUCAAGCAGUUCCACGAUUCGAAGAUUCGCUUCCCGCUGGUCCAGCGGUACCAUCACAAGCGCUACCGGAAGCUGUUCUCGUUCCGUCGACCGGACACCUACUAUCAGUAAGAAAGAGCUUGCCGCUGCCUGCUGAGUGUAUUGUUGAUUCCACACUCUUAUUCUUUUUUCUGUUCCGUGAACCAGACGGAGAAGAAUGAGCGAAAAAUAUAGAGUAUGCAAAAAACUAA
Molecule: messenger RNA, 747 nt
Organism: Uranotaenia lowii
Lineage: Eukaryota; Metazoa; Arthropoda; Insecta; Diptera; Culicidae
Gene: RpL18A
Product: 60S ribosomal protein L18a
Exons: 3
Coding region: 95-628 (177 amino acids)
Biological process (GO): translation
Cellular component (GO): cytosolic large ribosomal subunit; ribosome
Molecular function (GO): structural constituent of ribosome
Source: RefSeq, a predicted model, not a curated record